GGAUCUGUGUUUCUGCUUUGGCUCUCCAUUCUUCUUCUUCUUCCUCUUUUUAAAUAACCUGUUCUUCUCUUUCUUCCUCAUUCAUUCAGAGUGCGAACACUUUUCACAUCAGCUGUUUCCGCGCACAUCUCAGGCUGAAUCUGACAGACGAUGGGACGUCACGUGUCUCUGAAUAAACCGUGUUAACAGAAGGAAUCUGAAUCGUCUCUGACAGCCGGUGGAGGACGACUGAACCAAUCAGAACCCCUGAAGGUCGCUGCGUGCUCAGAGGUCAAAGGUCAUCAUGCAGAGCAUAAAGUGUGUGGUUGUCGGUGACGGUGCUGUGGGGAAAACCUGCCUCCUCAUCUCCUACACCACCGGAGCUUUCCCCAAAGAGUACAUCCCUACGGUGUUUGACAACUACAGCAGCCAGGUGACGGUGGACGGCCGGACCAUCAGUCUGAAUCUCUGGGACACGGCGGGUCAGGAGGAGUACGACCGGCUGAGGACGCUGUCCUACCCCCAGACCAACGUCUUCAUCAUCUGCUUCUCCAUUUCAAGCCCCGCCUCCUAUGAGAACGUCAAGCACAAGUGGCAUCCAGAGGUGAACCACCACUGUCCUGGCGUUCCCAUACUUCUUGUCGGCACGAAGAGCGACCUCCGGAACGACGGCGACAUUCAGAGGAAGCUGAAGGAGCAGAACCAGACACCGGUUACCCACCAUCAGGGCUCCGCCCUCGCACGCCAGAUCCAAGCCAUCCGCUACCUGGAGUGCUCCGCCCUCAACCAGGACGGCAUCAAGGACGUGUUCGCCGAGGCCGUGAGGGCCUACCUCAACCCGCAGCCCGUCGUCGCAAAGAGGCCCUGCAUACUGCUGUAAGACCAAACCGGACCAGACCAAACUGGACCAGACCGGAUCUGACUGGAACAGACUGGGCGCCUUCAUUCCUGAGAAACUGUUUAACAUGAAUGCUAAAAUGUGAUUUUAAUGUGUGGUUGUUAUAAAGAUUUACAGACAGAUUUUAAAUAAGACCAGGGAGAAUAUUCCAGCAUCUCUAAAGGCGUGUUUUAAAAAAAAUAUUUUUAAUCUUCCCAUGGCACGAUGGCGCCACAAUGUGCAGAUUUUGCAGGUUUAAGUAAAACCAACCAGCUGACCAGAUCCUGGAUCCAUCUAACAGGACCACAUCUCAAAAACGCCUCGACCUGCAGCUCAUAAACUCGAUCGCCUUCUGUUCCACCCUCUACUUCCUCUAUUUCUCCUAUUUAUUCCAAACAUUUGCAAAUAUACCAGAAGAAGAAGAAGGGAGCAUCUUUAAGACAUCUGCUUAUUUCUAUCCGCAGCGCUAUAAUCCCUCAUUUCUACGUACAAAUGUUGCAGGAAGUUCAUUCAUUCCUUAAUUCUCAACCAUCUCAGUCCUGUUUUUGUCCCAGUAAUCCUCAGAACACACUCUCUAAUCUACUGAAUGGAGAAAAGCGGAUAAAAGUGUCCUCUCUCCAUGACUCCAGGUAGUCUCCAUCAGGUCUCACCGUCUGUAAAGAAGUGCUCUUUGCAUCCUCUUAAGUGGCGUACGUGAGAAGAAACAAGGCCUUAAACAUGACCAGGAAAUAAUCAGGAGAAUCUUUAAUAAAUAAUGUCUGAGUGCAUCCUGUCAAGGCUGUAGUCCUUGCUAGUUGAACUCCUGCACAAAGAAAAGAAACCACUAAAUCUGUGCAGUCUAGGGAGCCUUCACAUCAGGGAUCUGAGUACACUUGAGCCCAAAUACCGGUUCCAUUUGAUCCGUGCAAAUACUCUCAGGAACUGAUGUGAGCACAACCGUGCUCGAGUACAGUGUGCUCAUCAUUGUGUACAGAAUUAAAGUUCAUUCCUAACCUCCAAUUUCCACAUACAGUGACCAUGCCACAAUCCACCGGAUUGUGGAGCAAAUUGCUCGCUCUCUAGUCUAUCUGAGCGGUUCCACUGCCUGCGCUCCUGUCCGGCAGGCAUGUCACUGAAUUGCCACUUCGCUCGGCUUCGUUCGAGAUACACGGCAGGUUUAUAUUCAGCGCAGAGACGCUGCCAAACCGCAUCAAUGCCCAUCGAUCAGAAAGCUUCAAACUGGAAGUCACAAGCGUAGAAUGUCUGGUUCUUUCAAAAAACAACACAAUGCACAGACUCCUGACUUCUGAGGAUACUUAGCCAAAGAAUUUUACAAUAACCACAGAUUCUUUAAGCAAACAUUAACCUUUACCUUCCUGAUGUACUAACCCAAUGGAAGCAAUACUAUCAACGUUCCAGACACGCCUCCAGUGGGUGAGGUCGCUUGCCUUCGGUCGGAGCAAACCCGCAGCGCAGUUGUCGUAUGUGGAAAUUGCGGGUUACGCCCCCAAUCUCCUCAAAAACCCUCACACAGGUCCAUUCCCUCCUCUGAGCUGCACUGUAGAUGUGGAAGCAGGAAGAGGGUCGUUGUUGGCUCCUUUAGAGACUGAUUUACGACGUAGCCUACACCAUCGAUCCUCCUCGGCCGAGGCCUGUGCAUGAAGCCGAUGUCCUCAAAAUACUAACCAGGCAUUGAGACGAUGCAGGCUGCAAGCCUUGUGAUUGGUCCGUUGGGUAGCACUGGGUGACUACCAGUCUCUGAGUCUACAGACACUCAGCUAGUCAGAUCUACCCGCCAGUAUCAACAACACCAGACGUGCGUUUCCUCAUCCAUGUGUCUCUCGAUGGUCGUACGCCUCAGCUGAUUCAGCAGCCGUACUCUGCAUCACCCCCGACGUCUCCUCGCUUUUCCUCUCUGCAGGAAAAUCAACAGGUGAUCAGAUUUUAUCAACUCACACAUAAUACACUAGCUUUCAGUGGCCUGUUGUUCAACCAAGCAGGACGUAAAGACCAGACUGCUGAGUGGCGUUUUGGCUUAUUAUUGCAGAACGCCACAGACACACUAACGAAUGAGCAUGUAGUGUUCACAGGCCAAAAACAACCACAGUAGCAGGAUGGACUCAACACGUCUGGAUCACUGCUGUGGUUUUCUUCUUCCUUCUUCAUCUUGGCAGAUUUUAAACCAUCUUCCACCAAACCACCGACUGUCUCAGCCUGUGUAGAUAAAAAAGAGCGCUCAGGAACAGAACAAUGUUAGGAGGGGCACUCACGCUCAGGCACGCUACAAAACAAUGGCGCCUUAUGUGAGUCAGCCACAGUCUGAAGACUUUCAUACAUUCAUCCGUCUCAUUAAACCCGCCUUAAACAAAGAUAAACGAUACCAAAGCAUCACUCCAGCCCUGCAGUCUGCUUUAGUUUGUAGCAGGGGUAAAGAAAGAUCAACCCAUAAAAAAACAGACACAUUAUUUUACAACUAGUGGAAAUAGAAAGUAAAAAAACGUUUUGACAUUAGCGUUGGUCGAUGAAUCUCCACCAAAACCAGAGAAGAAGACGACCAAAGAGUGAUGACUGCAGAUGGGUUAGUGUUUUUAUUCCAGGAGAAAAGGGGCCACAUGGAGAAGAUGGAAUCUCACCGGAUGCUAACGUGGUUACAGAAUUUAUUCACCAAUUAUUUAAAGUUUUUAAUUGGGCUGAUAAAAAAGCACAUCAUUAGUCGCUGUUUUGCUAAUAGAGACAAUCAGAAGUGAAGGAGCAGUGAGUGUUUAAUUCUGAUCCACGGGAAAACUCUGAAGAAUAUUCUGAUCUAAAAACAGGUCGAGGUUCCUUUAAGAAUUCCUGAAUGUAAACAAAGAGGAACCGUUAGCCUCAGAGCUAACAUGGCUAAUAAUGAAGGUAAUGUUAGAGAUGAUGGAAUGAGACAAAAUACUGAAUUCAAACUUAACAAUGCCAUGAAUUUUCAUGACUGUUUGUAGAAUUUUACUGUAUUUUAUUUAAAUAUUAAAUAAAAAGUAAAUCA
Cheilinus undulatus (humphead wrasse) is the source of this 3851-nucleotide messenger RNA. Its product is annotated as rho-related GTP-binding protein RhoG-like. Bases 284 to 859 code for a protein of 191 amino acids. The transcript has 5 exons. Lineage: Eukaryota; Metazoa; Chordata; Actinopteri; Labriformes; Labridae. Gene Ontology annotation, biological process: regulation of actin cytoskeleton organization; actin filament organization; establishment or maintenance of cell polarity. Gene Ontology annotation, cellular component: cell projection; plasma membrane; cell cortex. Gene Ontology annotation, molecular function: GTP binding; protein kinase binding; GTPase activity. The record is from RefSeq and is a predicted model, not a curated record.